AUGGUGUUGGUGAUGAGGAAUAUCAAAGAAGCACGGUUUCCGAAACCAAUCCAAUCGGACGCUAGCCAAAGUGAUCCUAAUUUGUGGUGUGAAUUUCAUGCGACCCACGGCCAUAGAACUGGGGACUGCCGACAUCUUAGCGAGGAGGUGGCGACAUUGCUGAAGAAUGGCCAUCUUAGAGAGUUCUUAAGUGACCGCGCCAAAGAAAAUUAUGGUAGAAGCCGGGACAAUGCGGAACCAUCAAAAAUGGCAGCAGGGUCAUCUUGGAUGACAAUCAACAUGAUCUUCGGAGGGAGUGAGGUCAAUGGAGUGACAUUUUCGGCAACAAAAAAGACAAAAAUAUCAGUGACACAUGGCAAGAGGAUUCGGGAAGUCUUGGAAGAUGGUAUCACCUUCACAGAAGGAGAUGCUGAUGGACUUCUCCUACCGCACAAUGACGAGCUAAUAAUUUCACUUAAUGUCUUAGAUUUUAAAAUUAAGCGUGGUUUGGUCAAUCCAGGGAGUUCAGCCAAUAUCAUAAAAUAG
Molecule: messenger RNA, 525 nt
Organism: Nicotiana tabacum (common tobacco)
Lineage: Eukaryota; Viridiplantae; Streptophyta; Magnoliopsida; Solanales; Solanaceae
Source: RefSeq, a predicted model, not a curated record